Messenger RNA from Aspergillus affinis, 1137 nucleotides. RefSeq lists its product as uncharacterized. The record is from RefSeq and is a predicted model, not a curated record. Bases 1 to 1137 code for a protein of 378 amino acids. The transcript has 4 exons. Lineage: Eukaryota; Fungi; Ascomycota; Eurotiomycetes; Eurotiales; Aspergillaceae.
AUGGCACCACAGGACCACUAUGGCCGCAUUCAUAAAACCGCCUUUGUGGCGUCCACUGCCGUAUUCCUCACCUUAGCAAUUGUUGGAGUGGUUAUUCGGUGCAUAAUUCGCUUUCGCGCGCCCAACCAGCGAUUCCAGAUCGACGACGGGCUGUUUGCCCUCGCAGUCCUCCUGCUACUGACUAGUCAGAUCAUGAUAUAUGACAAGGUAAUGGAGCCGAUGUACUUUUUUGCCGCCCUGCACGGCCAGGUUUCGGGCAUCGAAGUCCCACACAACUGGCUCGAACUCUCUCACAGCUUCCAUAAAUGGGAAGUGGCAGCUUUGAGUAUCGGGUGGUGCUGCAUCUGUACGGUCAAGCUAUAUUUCUUGGCCUUCUUCAAGAGACUGAUCGAUCGCUUGCGCUUCUGGCAAAUUUAUUGGUGGAUCGUCGCCAUCUUCAACCUCGGCCAGCUAGGGUUUGGAGUAACGGUCUAUUAUCUUGGAUGUCCAUUCUGGGAUGAGCGAGAGCUUCAAUGUUCUUCCGGACAAUACAUGUCGGUACUGGUCCAGCAUUCUGCGGCGCAAAUCUCGUUGGACAUUGCAGCCGAUCUUCUCAUUAUUCCAAUCGGUAUCAUCUGGAGGAUCAAGGUCCAGUGGACCCAGAAACUCAUGUUGACGUGCUCCCUCUGUUUGACCUUUGUCCUAGUCGCUCUAUCAAUCACCCGAGUCGCUGGGCUGGUAUACCAGGGUGCCGUGGACAUGAUAUGGGAAAUCUACUGGCAAUCUUUGAGCACUGAGCUAGGCGUUUUUCUGGCCGCCGCGUCGACAUUCCGAUCCUUCUUCGUGGUACAGAGACAGAAAAAGAGCCCACCUUCGUCAUUCAAUCGCUGGCUCAGAAGUUCCACUCCGAGAAGGUCGGGUCGGAGCCAGCCCGAUUCUCUGUUUGGGUCCUUCUCGGAUGGUGGAUUUGAGCGGCUAUCACAAAGCCGCGGUGAUUCCAACCCAUCUAUUGAGAAUAUUGAAUGGUAUACCAUGUCCGGCACUUCGCCAGCCGGCCAGACCUAUAAUGUGGCUUUGGAUCCUGAGGCUGGCACUGAUCCCAUCCAUACCAAAGCACUGCCAGCCGAACCUGCGAGUGUUUUGCAGAAACCCCACUAA